AUGCAUUCGUUUACUACUUUGGUAGUGAUUAUAGCUUUCGUGGCAAUUGUUGCAAAGCAUUCAUCAGUUGCAACACAUGAUUCUGACACUCAAGAAUUACAUCGACGACUUAAUGGUUACAAUUAUGGCAAGGAUGAGCAGUACAAUAUGUUUUUACGACGUGUCGCGCAACAGCCAGCUGAUGAUGAAGCUAAUGACGAAAGCCUUCACGCUACAAUGCGAAAGCAUGUUGAUUCAGCGAAUUGGGUCAAAAUCGGAUCCAAAACUUAUAUUGGUGCUCAAAAUUGUGUUAGAUUACACUACGAAGCGUCGACAACACUGAGUUCAUGUAAGAGUGUUUGUCAUAGUAUGAAACAUUGCACAGCAAUCGAUUAUAAACCACGUACUGGAGAAUGUAAGUAUCGUAAAUGCACCACCUAUCCACCAAAGCAUCAAAGCAAACAUGGUUGGGAAGCAUGGGCCAUACACACUAAUUGUAAAACAAUACAUAUAUUUUUAUAUUAUACAUUAAUAGCUACAACAACAAAAACGGCAGCAGCAACACCUAUUCCUACUUGCAGCCCUAGUGCUUGUUGUGGUGGUGCUAAAAAUUGUCGUACUUGUGUUUAUGGUGGUACCACUUAUUACUGUAUUCGUUACGACGGGCCAACUGGUUAUAACCUUUAUCCUACUCCUAGUGCCUGUGCUGCUGAUCUUCCUUCUCCUACUUGGUGUGACUAUCAAACUACUUGUGGUAAUGGUGCUGGCCAUCCUGGUCUUGGUUCUGGUCUUGGUUGCUGA
This is a messenger RNA of Adineta steineri, 780 nucleotides long. The record is from the annotation of a GenBank genome assembly. NCBI's taxonomy places the organism in Eukaryota, Metazoa, Rotifera, Eurotatoria, Adinetida, Adinetidae.